UUGUCCACUGCUGGAGGCAGGCUUGUUAUCUGCAGUGAUGGUGUUUGGGAUUCUCUACCUGUAGAAGCAGCCCUUGAUUGUUGUCGUGGAAUGUCACCGGAGGCUGCUGCACCGCAUAUUGUUAAGGAAGCUGUACAAGCAAAGGGACUUAGAGAUGAUACAACCUGCAUCGUUGUUGAUAUAUUACAUCAGGAGAAGCCACCUGUUUCUGCACCACAAACAAAAAAGCCAGUAAAGGGAAUGCUCAAGUCCAUGUUUCGUAAAAAGUCUUCUGAAUCAUCUUCUAAUAACGACAAAGAGUACAUUGAGCCAGAUGUGGUAGAGGAAUUGUAUGAGGAAGGAUCUGCCAUGCUUUCAGAGAGGUUCGAUACUAAAUAUCCAGUCUGCAACAUGUUUAAGUUGUUUAUGUGUGCAGUAUGUCAAGUAGAGAUAAAACCUGGUGAGGGCAUUUCAAUACACGAGGGGGCACCCAACUCUCAAAAAUUUCGUCCCUGGGAUGGACCUUUCCUAUGCUCAAGUUGCCAAGAGAAGAAAGAAGCCAUGGAAGGGAAAAGAUCAGCAGGUAGAAUCAGCAGUGGAAGUGACGAAUGA
This is a messenger RNA of Sphenostylis stenocarpa, 591 nucleotides long. Lineage: Eukaryota; Viridiplantae; Streptophyta; Magnoliopsida; Fabales; Fabaceae. The record is from the annotation of a GenBank genome assembly.